AUGGCGGCAGACGACUUUGUCAUGACUAUCGACUCGGACGACGAGACCGGCCCAAGCGAGCUCUCGAAGACCAAGGACAUCGCCGAGGAGGCUCAGCUUAACCUAGACUUUGUCUUUGAUCUCUCGGGGGACCCAUACAACGAAUUCUUGAGCGAGUCUAACAUUCAGGACUACAUCAAGAAGGGAACCAAGUCUGAGCCCAUUUCUGUUGACGACAUUAUCGAACGACGGAGACAGCACAGAUUCACGGGCAAGCGGAAACGGGAUUCUGAUGAUGAAGGGGACGAAAGCGAGGAAGGACCUGCGGAUAACGACAGUGAGGGCGAGGGCGAGGAUGAUGAGGGGAGCGAAGGGGAGAUGAUGGGCCUGGAGGGUGAGGAGGAGGAGGAGGAGGAGAAGGAUCCUCUGGCUACCAGCGACGAGGAAGACAUGAAGGGAAAGGGAGGAAGCGAUGAGGAGAACGAGGAACCAGCGUCAGACAAGGAAUCCUCUGACGAGGACUCAGAGAAGGAGACACAAGCAGAGAAGGACCGCAAGACUGCGUUCUUCGCGUCGGACGCGGGACCAGUCGAACAGCACUCGUCCUUCAUGUCGAUGAACCUCUCGAGACCUGUACUAAAAGCCAUCGCCUCCCUCAACUUCACCAAGCCGACACCCAUCCAGGCCGCCACUAUCCCAGUUGCCCUGCUCGGCAAGGACAUUGUCGGCAAUGCCGUUACGGGUUCUGGAAAAACCGCCGCGUUCAUGAUCCCUAUGAUUGAACGCCUUAUGUACCGCGAACGCGGGAAGAAGGCGGCUGCUACCCGCUGCAUGGUUUUGGUCCCGACUCGUGAGCUCGGUGUGCAGUGUUAUGAAGUCGGAACGAAGCUCGCUGCUCACACUGACAUCAGGUUCUGCCUCGUAGUCGGUGGCCUGUCUUUGAAAUCUCAGGAGGUGGCUCUUCGCACGCGGCCAGAUAUCAUCAUCGCGACUCCCGGCCGUCUCAUUGACCACAUUCGCAACACACCUACGUUCACUCUCGACACUCUCGACAUCCUUGUUCUGGACGAGGCGGACCGUAUGCUCUCCGAAGGGUUCCAAGAUGAGCUUGCAGAGAUCAUCAAGUCUUGUCCAGUUUCUCGCCAGACCAUGCUCUUCUCUGCUACUAUGACCGACUCGGUAGAUGAGCUCGUGCGAAUGUCGCUUAACCAACCAGUGCGGCUCUUUGUCGAUCCGAAACGCACGACCGCUCGAGGACUGCUGCAAGAGUUCGUUCGGGUACGCGCCAGUAAGGAAGACGAACGGUCGGCUCUGCUUGUCUCUUUGUGCAAGCGGACGUUCAAGGGCGGAGUCCUCAUUUUCUUCCGGAGCAAGAAGCUUGCGCACCAGAUGCGUAUAGUUUUUGGAUUACUGGGCAUGAAAGCGAGUGAGCUGCAUGGUGACUUGACGCAAGAACAGCGUCUACAAGCUCUGCAGGCAUUCCGUGAAGGCUCCGUCGACUACCUGAUGGCGACCGACCUCGCGUCUCGCGGUCUCGAUAUCAAGGGUAUCGAUACUGUCAUAAACUACGACAUGCCUGGUCAAGUCGCACAGUACUUACACCGCGUCGGUCGUACGGCGCGUGCAGGCAAGAAGGGUCGUUCCGUCACUCUCGUCGGCGAAGCCGACCGCAAGAUACUCAAGGCUGCCAUCAAGCACGCGUCGGGUGAGGACCAGGUCCGCCACCGACAUGUGCCGCCCGAGGCCGUCCAAAAGUGGUCCAAGAAGCUCGGGGAGCUCAAGGACGAAAUCGCAGGCGUCCUCCAGGAGGAGAAAGAGGAGAAGCAGCUACGUCAAGCGGAGAUGGAGCUCAGGAAGGGCCAGAACCUUAUCGAGCACGAGGAGGAGAUCAAGUCACGUCCGGCGAGGACAUGGUUCCAAAGCGAAAAGGAGAAGCAGAAGUCCAAGGAGGUCAGCAAGGAGAGUUACGAAGCGGGUUUUGCUGCCGCGGCCGCCGGCAAGAAGGGGAAGAAGGCGGAAAAGGAGGAAAAUAAGCCCAAGCGCGACAAGUACUCCGGCCUCUCGCGGCGGGAGAAGAGGCGCAAGAUGGCGAUGGAGGAGGACACGCAAGAGACGGCUGCGAUCAGGGCUGCGAUCCGCUCGGCCAAGAAAACGCAGCGACCCGCCAAGAUCGGCGAGAAGCAGUCGCAGCUGUCGUCCGCGAAGCAAAGGUCUCGGGACAAGGCUCGCAAGAAGCCGAAGGUCACGGCGGGCAAGGGCAGCGCGUUCGACAAGGACUUCGGGCAGCGGCCGCGGGCUUCUGGGGCUGCCAGCGGCGCCGCGAGCAAGAAGGGCGUCCGGGCAAAGAAAGGCGAUAAGAUUGGCGGGAUGGGCAGGCAGGGUGGCAAGCGGAAAGGGAAGUAG
Molecule: messenger RNA, 2382 nt
Organism: Phanerochaete carnosa HHB-10118-sp
Lineage: Eukaryota; Fungi; Basidiomycota; Agaricomycetes; Polyporales; Phanerochaetaceae
Exons: 7
Coding region: 1-2382 (793 amino acids)
Molecular function (GO): nucleic acid binding; RNA helicase activity; ATP binding
Source: RefSeq, a predicted model, not a curated record